Molecule: messenger RNA, 1832 nt
Organism: Manihot esculenta (cassava)
Lineage: Eukaryota; Viridiplantae; Streptophyta; Magnoliopsida; Malpighiales; Euphorbiaceae
Product: protein TIC 20-IV, chloroplastic
Exons: 7
Coding region: 670-1614 (314 amino acids)
Source: RefSeq, a predicted model, not a curated record
AUGUGAAAUAUUGAAACGCUUGAAGGGUUUAGAAAGGGUUUUUCAAAAGCUCUCGUUUAUUCGAAGACCUCUCACCCUCCCUCCUUGGCUCCUUCCUCGUCAUUAGCUUUUUCUAGAGUCCAGAGAUUGCAUCUUCCAACUUCGCUUGGGGAACAAAAAGAGGACGAGAGAAUUCUGAUUUCUCGGGACCGUAUACAGAGAAAAUUAUAACAGAGAGGAAAAGAGGGAAAACCACUUGAAGUUGUGGUUACCCACCCCAUUCACAUGCCAUUACUGUCCAAAUCAACAAAACAUGAGGCUCAGAACUCGCUCUAGCACUUAACAGUAACUCGACUUUCAUUUGUCCAAAGCCAUUUCCUUGCUUUGACGGAAAUCGUGGGGCAGAAUUGGACAUGCUUGGCCCUGGUGGCUGAUGAAACUGCUGCUGUGCUCUUCCAGUUUUGGAGUGAUGAUUGUGAUUCCUUUGAGCCUGGUGAUAUUAUCCAUUUAAUCAAUGGCAUUUUUUCCUACAACAGGAACAAUCUUGUUUUGAGGGCAGGCAAGAGGGGGACCAUAAAGAAAGUGGGAGAAUUUACUAUGCCAAACAUGAGUUCCAUUUCUUGCAUGUGAAGGAACUUCUUUCAGGAGUAUUUUAAAAGGAAAUUUUAAAAGAUAAAACACAAGUCAAGGAUGACUGCAUUUGCUGUUAGGGCAACUCCAUCCACCAUUGCUACUCAGGCUUCUCGUCAAGCUCUCAAGCCAGCUACGCUUCUUGCUCCAGGCAUUGUUAAUGUUUUUGCUGCUUACAAGUAUAAGGAUGUGAUUUUUGAUGGAUGCACCAAGAUUUUAGGGGCUGGUAAACCCUCAUCAAGUCGCCCAGUGGUUUUCUGCAGACCCAACUUUCCUUCCUUGCCUGAAUUGUCAUUGAGCACGGCUACGCAAAGCCCUAAUCGGCAUCUGCAUUCCUACUCUUCUAAAGGAAAAAAGUUCUCCCAGCUCUCUGCUGCAUCAGCCUCACUUUUUGGAGAUCAAGAUGGUCUCUCUUAUGGAAUCCCUAGACUUCCUGUUCGAAGACGUUCUUCUGACCUCCCUAAAGCAUACAAGAAUGACUUUUUCAGGUUUCCUUUUCCAGUAUUAGCUGAAAAACCAGAAUGGUGGUGGAGAACAUUAGCUUGUCUUCCCUAUUUGAUUGCUCUGCAGAUUUCAGAUGCAGGUUAUUUUAUCCGGUCCUUCCUAGAACAUUAUGACUACUUGGAAGAUUUAAUAUUUUUUGUCCCUGGAGCUGUCUCGAGAUUACCAACUUGGUUCACAAUGGUGUACUGCUACAUAGCUUAUAUUGGAAUUGUGAAAAACAGAGAGUGGCCUCACUUCUUUAGGUUCCAUCUUAUGAUGGGCAUGUUGUUGGAAACGGCCAUGCAAUUGAUAUGGUAUACAAGUAACUUCUUUCCUCUCAUACACUACAACGGUACGUAUGGGAUGUACUACUGGGCAGGUGUGGGAUUAGCAUACAUUUUAGUUCUGUUGCAGUGUGUAAGUUGUGCUCUUCUUGGUGGCUAUGCUCAUAUUCCUGUUAUUAGCGAUGCCGCUCUAAUCCAUACUCUGUUCAAUAUAGGAGGCUUCCAGCGGCCAUUCUAGGACUGCCAUAAAUAGAGACAUCAGAUUAAAUGUAUGUGAUUUUAGACAAGGAAAGAAGUAAUGGAAAAUAAAAUGUGUAAGAUAUAUUCCACUUAUUUAUUCUCUAUGUGCGGUGGUUAAAUCUUAGUUUGCUCAAUAUGUUAUGGGAGAACGGAACAGUGGUAAUUUAUGCUUUCUGUUUUUUAUUGACAUAAAUGGAGACAUCAGGUUUCCGUGUA